CUCGAUCGAUUACUUUUUGAAAUAUUUAAAAUCAUUUAUCAUCAAUUAAUUAACGAUAUCUUAUUUUUACUAUUUCUUUUUUUUUUUUAUCAUAGAAUUAUUUUCAAAACAUUCUUACAAAACCGGUUAAAGAUCUUUUCUUGAUUGCGUUUUGCCAUCGUUCGAGUCUUCUGCUGAUUCGUGACUAGUGCCCCAACCUUACACGCGUAUCGUACAAAGAGGAGAUGGCCUGGAUGCCUUUUUUCGUCAUGUACCGUUAUUGUAGAAGAAGAACUUAGGUUCUGCGAACACGAAGCUAACGCUUAUUUCUCUUGUGUCCCUUCACGAGUGCCUGAUCGAAACGUUUUACCGAGGAGCUUUGAAUUCAUUACGAAUGACAUAUCUUCGUUCUUUUAACGUGUUUGUAUUUGUAAAAAUUAAUCGAUUCCACUCAGUAUAAUUCGUUCGGUCUGCGAAAUCGGUUCUUUCGUUUAUAACGUAUUCCUAUUGCACGUGCUUCUCGAGUCAAGGACGAGAAUCGACUUUGAACUACGUCAGGAACGUGUUGUGCUUCCUUUUUUUUCUUCUUCUUCUAUUUCUUAUCAUCGAAAGCGAUUAACGUGAGCCAAAUAUAAAAAAUGAAAGUGACAAUGACGUUAUCCGCUUUAAUAUUGAUAUGUUUGAGCAUCGUUCAGAUCGAAUGUCGAUCUAACAAUAAGAAAACGAAGCAAUUGUUGUUACAAAGUAAAGAAACCAAUCCGGCAAAUUUCAUAAGAUUGCUCGUGAUGAGACUCGUUUUUGGUGUAGCAACGUCGAUGGGAUUAGGUGAAAAUAUUUCUGGUGUUCUUGGAGGAAUAUUUGUGCCUCCUGGCGCGGAAGAUUAUUCCGAUUAUGCUGACGAUGAUCUGAUACCUGAUCUAUUCUAAGGAUUAUAUGAAUUUGAAAUGAUCUGCACUUUAACUGAAGAUAUAUGUAUAAUACAUUCUUUAUUUAAUUA
Messenger RNA from Vespa mandarinia (Asian giant hornet), 976 nucleotides. RefSeq lists its product as uncharacterized. NCBI's taxonomy places the organism in Eukaryota, Metazoa, Arthropoda, Insecta, Hymenoptera, Vespidae. The record is from RefSeq and is a predicted model, not a curated record.